Molecule: messenger RNA, 1314 nt
Organism: Auxenochlorella protothecoides
Lineage: Eukaryota; Viridiplantae; Chlorophyta; Trebouxiophyceae; Chlorellales; Chlorellaceae
Exons: 5
Coding region: 1-1314 (437 amino acids)
Source: RefSeq, a predicted model, not a curated record
AUGACGAACAGGGUUUGGCUGAACGUGGCCUACCUGGCUCCGCGCUGGGCCGUGUGGACCCUCCUACUGGUCGUGGCCAGCAUAGAUGCGUGUCGUCACCGCCAUGUUCGGUCCCGGGGCUGGCAGCUCUAUGCGGUGCUGCUCGGAGCCACGGGCCUGUUUGUGGUGCGGGACACCUUCCUCUUCGCCUACGCCGUGUCGGGCGUGGGUCCGGACUGGGCCCGGAGUGCCUGGUUCGGGGCCUACAUCUUCUUCUCCAACCUGGCCGAGGCCUACUUCAUCUGGAUCCUCAUCAUCAUCGCCGCUGGAUACUGCAUCACGCGCUCGGACCUGGGCCCCCACCGCGCCGUGGCCAUCAGCAUCCCCGCCAUCGUCUUCGUCACCUCCCUGGUGGUGGACUACGUGCUGUACAGCAUGCGCGGCUUCGAGGCCUUCUCAGACCAGAGCGUCACCGUGGUGUGCGUGGAGGGGGUGGAGGACCCGGAGAAUCCCUGCACCCCGGGCGAGGAGCUGGGCGCCGCCACGGGCCUCGUCUUCUUCAUCUGCAUCAUGGCCAACAUGAUGGCGUUCCUGCUGGCCUGGUUCUUCGUGUUUGAGACGGUGCAGAAGGAGCGGGAGCGGCUCGAGGGCGGCGACCCCUACCAGCAGGAGGAAGAGAGCCCCGCCGCCGCGCCGGGGCUGCCCGUCUCGCGUGCGGGGGGCGGGCUCACCAACGGGCACGCGGCGGGCGUGGGGCACGCCGCGGUGCCCACCCAGGUGCUGCUGGAGGAAGGGCGGAACGCGUCGCACCUGUACGGCGCGACGGAGGGGCGCGAUGCCGACGAGCCCCGGACGGUGCAGGACCGGAUCGAGACGCGGGACAAGCUGCGCCUCAUCCGCACCUUCUUCUACGGCGUGUCCACCUACGUCGUGGCCAACCUCUUCGUCAUCUUCCUCCCCAUCUUCGUGCCCACCGUCGUUGACCGAGUCAUCCUGGCGCUCAUGAACGGCCUGCUUCUCAUCUUCGUGAGCGUGCUGCUGUGGACCUUCCGCAUGCGGGCGGGCAACGCCUACCUGGUGCUGGGCGAGGCGGUGGGCAUGGAGACCACCACCGAACUGGGCGUGCUGAGCGCGCCUCCCAAGCGGGCGGGGCCCUCGCAGCCCGUGGGCGGCGGCGUGUACGACACCGCCUUCACCCUGGACGAGGAGGAGGAGGAGGAGGAGGCGCGGCUGGCGCGGGGGCCCUCCUCCAGCGCGCCGCGCCAGGCCGGCCUGAACCGCAGCGCGGCGCGGAAGGGGGUGGUGGUCACGGACCUCCCCUCCACGCCGCACUGA